AUGGCAGACCUCCGAUCUUCCAGGGACGAGGAGGGCGAGGAGCGCGGGGGUUGGGCGCACGACGAAAAUUCGCGCGGGGAUCAGGGGCGCGCGCGCGAGUGGGAGGAGGCAGAGCGGCAGAGCCGCGAGGUGAAGGUGGGACUGCACCCGCUUCAGACGCGUUACGUGCUGUGGUACACGCGGCGGCAGCGGCAGCCGCCCGGGCAGCGCAGCGCGACGUCGUAUGAAGACAGCAUCCGUCGCAUCGCUGACUUCAGCACUGUGGAGGGGUUUUGGGUGUGCUACUGCCGCAUGGUGCGCCCAUCCGCGCUGCCCGCCCCCACGGACGUGCACGUCUUCAAAGACGGCAUCCGCCCGCUCUGGGAGGACGAGCACAACCGGCGGGGGGGCAAGUGGAUGGUGCGCCUGAGAAAGCCCCUCACUGCACGCAUGUGGGAGCACCUCUUGAUGGCGGUGGUGGGGGAACAACUGGAGGGCGCAGAGGAGGUGUGCGGGGUGGUGCUCAGUGUGCGGUUUGGUGAGGACAUCCUCUCCAUCUGGAACCGCUCUGCACCACACAGCCUGGCGCGGGACAGACUGUGUGAGUCGAUUCGGAAGCACCUGGGCCUGCCACCCUCCUACACCAUGGAGUACAAGCCACACGACGCCUCACUCAAGGACCAUUCCUCCUACCGCAACACAUGGUCUCGUCGGAUACACACAGAAGCGAAAAUGACUUCCUUCGGUCAGACCACUUUCCUCCUCGUCGUCCUUGCCUCUGCGAUUUUACUUUCUUCCCCUGCGCGUGUCUCUGCUGCCGCUAACGCGACUUCUCCUGCUAACAAGGCUGCUUCUGCUAAGGCGAGUUCGCCUGCUAACGUGACCGGCGCCGUAGUGGCGACGGCGAGGCAAAGCAAGGGCGCGGGCGAAGGAAAGAACUCCACAUGCGCCUAUUACGGAAACUACAACACUAACCCCUACUUUAACAAGGGGCUCACCGCGAAGCUUCCUCCUGCCGAAUUCGGCAAGCGGUGCGGCGCGUGCUACAGGGUGGUGUGCACCAACGACACGAAGCGCUGCCACACCGGAAAGGCGACCGUGACCGUCCGUGUGGUCGGCGAAACCACCACGAAGAAGCAGCUCUCUCUGUCCACCGCCGCUUGGUCCAAGAUCGUGGAGGGAUCCGACAGCUCCCCCGUCAGCAUCACGUACAAGCGCGCCAAUUGCGUGGUGUCCACCCUCGGAUCAGGCGUCCGCGUGCGCAGAAACUCGACGGCGGAGAAAUUCAACAUUCAGAUGGUGGGGCUUGCCGGCCCCGGCACGCUCAAGGAGGUGGAGCUCAGCGCGGACGGCAAGAAGUGGGCGAAGCUGACGCGCGACGGCAGCAAGGCCGUGUGGGGCAUCGUGGGCGCGGAGGCGAAGGAGGUGGUGGGCGCGAAGAAGGCGAUGAGCGUGCGCCUGACUGCGGGGCACACCCUGGAGAAGAUCACCCUCGCGAAUGCCAUUCCCGCUGACUGGAAGCCCGCGACGGUGUAUGCGUCCAAGGCCAACUUCAAGAAGAUGAUGGCUGAGAGCAAGUAG
Closterium sp. Naga37s-1 is the source of this 1560-nucleotide messenger RNA. Lineage: Eukaryota; Viridiplantae; Streptophyta; Zygnematophyceae; Desmidiales; Closteriaceae. The record is from the annotation of a GenBank genome assembly.